Messenger RNA from Menidia menidia (Atlantic silverside), 942 nucleotides. The record is from the annotation of a GenBank genome assembly. Lineage: Eukaryota; Metazoa; Chordata; Actinopteri; Atheriniformes; Atherinopsidae.
AUGAAGGUUUUCACCUCCAAUUUUCUUCCCGCUAAGAGUUUAGCCAUUCCUUCUCCAGUGGAUUACAGGCGUCAGUGCAAAACAUUUUCCAGCACCUCCAUUCAAUGGUUGGAGUCGAAAGCGCAGAAUGGGGGUAUUGACAUCCAGCAUGCAAUAAACGGGGGGGGAUCAGAAAAUAGCGCUGCACACAGCACACUUGAAAGAGAGAGGGCGCUGCAGUUUGUGUACAGUAUUGAUCUGCAUGUUAUGUGGGAGCACGAGUGGGCGGAGAUGAAAACGUUACACUCGGCUUCAACCCCCCUCAGCCCGCAAGAAGCUUUGUAUGGGGGGCGGACUUGCCCACUGCGCAUGCGUUGCACAGCGGGGGAUUGCGAAACCGUUCACUACGUGAACUUCACGAGUCUUUACCCGUACGUGAACUGUAGCUUCCCCUACCCCCUCGGUCAACCCAAAAUAAUCUACAAAGAUUUUGAUGACCCCCGCAAUUAUUACGGUUUCAUCAGAGCCAUCGUAUAUCCCCCACGGGCUCUGUAUCUCCCCGUUCUGCCUCACAAGACAUCUGCAGGCAAACUGGCUUUCACUCUGUGCCGCGCAUGCACUGAAAUCAACAACCAGGAAGGUUCCUGUUCACACUCCGACCAAGAGAGGGCGCUGACUGGUGUGUGGGUUAGUGUUGAGUUUGUGAAAGCUUUGAGUCUGGGUUAUCGUGUUGCAGAAAUCCCUGAAGUCUGGCAUUUUGAGAAACAAAGCAGCACGAUCUUCAAAGGCUACCCGGCUGAUGCGACGGAUGAGGAGAGCAGGCUAAACUAUAUAGAAGACUACAGGGUUAAUCAGGGCAUCCGGCUGAAUCCGGACAAGAUCGAGGUGAACCCCGCUAAAAGACAACUUUUGGCGCAGAGAAAUGACCUGGCUCAAACCACCAUCGUGAGCAAACCCAAUUAA